AUGUCCAGUAAAGAAGUAAAAGCGGUUUUGAAGAAUGCCAGAGAUGCAAUUAGAAAUAAAGAUUAUAAAGAAGCACUCAAGCAAUGCAAGGCAGCUCUAAAGUUGGACAAGAAUAACUACAAUGCCUGGGUUUUCAUUGGGUUAGCUGCUGCUGAGCUAGACCAACCAGACCAAGCACAAGCUGCCUACAGAAAAGCUGCGGAACUUGAACCAGAACAGUUACUGGCCUGGCAGGGGUUGGGGAAUUUGUAUGAAAAAGUCAGCCAAAAGGAAUUUAAAGAGGACUUGCCAAAUGUGUACAAAAAGCUUUUGAAACUUUACAAAAUCUCUGACAAACAGAAGUGGUGUGACAUUUGUGAAAAACUGGUCGAUCUGUACGAGCAAGAUAGAAAAAACUUACAGGCUGCACAAACAUGGCAACAGUUUAUAAACAUGAAGCAAGAUGAAGGUAUUAACAAGAGUGAACUUUACAAGUUAUGGAGAAAGAUGACCCAGCUGCUGGCAGAGAACAUAGAGUUCCAAGACAAUGAGAUCCAGCAGCAGCUCUUAAAUGCCUUUGAAAAUGCCAUUUCCUACCUGGAAGAGGUACCAGGAGAAGAGCACCGUGCACUUUAUCAGGACUUUGUUCUCUGCUUGUCUAAGCUGCCGCAUGAAGAAGCCAAGUUAAAAUCGACCUGUAACAACAUGACAGCAGCCUACCCUACCCUCACCUAUCCUCUGGAAGUACUUAGCUUGCACCUCAUUAGGUCCGGAGACAUUGGCGAAGAAGCUGUCCAGUGUUACAACAGGCUUUUGCAGUUGGAUAAUGACAAUGGACCUGGCCUCAUUGGAAUGGGAAUCACAGCUCUGCAUGAUAAAAAGUAUGAUCUGGCAGUAGAAAAAUUGUGUAAAGGCGUACAUAAAGUGAGUUCAUGCCCCCAUGCAUGGUUCUUUCUGGCCCAGGCUCAGCAGAAAUUACACAGAUAUGAAGAGGCUGUUCUGUCCUGUGAAAAAGUUAUCAAUGCUUUGUCUCAUGAUAACCUAUCACCGAGAGACUGUGAACAAAAGAAUAUUACUCUGCAGCUGAAAGCUGAAGCAAUGCUGGAAUACUGUGACCCUGAAGAGAUCCUGAAAAUUCUUGAGCAGAUUUCUAAUAAGGACAGUGACCCGACUCUCGUCGCCCUGAAAGGCAAGGUGUAUUUAAAGAAGGGUUUUUUGGAGCAAGCAUCUAAGCUGUCAGAAGAGCUCAUACAGUCACUCCCUGAGAUGGCAGAGGGAUAUUUUCUGAAAGGUCUAAUCCAUUACGUGCAGAAGAGUUACAAAGAGGCUGAAAAAAGUUUUCAGAGUGCCAUUCAGAGAAAUCUGGAAGUUGCAACCUAUUAUUACUAUCUUGGACUCACUUACUGGUUUAUGAGUGAAGAAACCAAGAGAGACAAAACAAAAGCUGUCACACAGUUUUUAAAGGCUGCUAAACUUGAUCCCUGUUAUUCCAAAGUAUUUUGCUACUUGGGACAUUACUACAAAGACGUAGCUGGUGACAAAGGCCGAGCUCGAGGAUGCUAUAAGAAGGCAUUUGACCUAGAUAAGAGAGAUGGAGAGUCAGGAGCAGCGGCUGUGGAUCUAAGUAUGGAUCUUGGUGAUAUGGACACAGCAUUAGCUAUUUUGUCAGCUGUUACAGAAAAAGUAAGUGCAGGAACUGCAAAAUGGGCUUGGCUCAGGCGAGGUCUCUUCUAUCUGAGAGUCGGCCAGCAUUCUAAAGCCGUAUCUGACUUGCAUGCUGCACUUAGAGCUGAUCCGAAGGAUUCCAUCUGCUGGGAGUGUUUGGGAGAGGCCUACCUGAGCAGAGGAGGAUACACUACUGCACUGAAAUCCUUUUUGAAAGCCAGUGAACUGAACCCAAACUCAAUGUACAGUGCGUACAAGAUAGCCUCUAUCAAGCAGAUCCUGGGGACUUAUAAAGAGGCCAUAACAGAAUACCUGCAAAUCGUUAAGAAGUCUGGAGAAUAUGUGCCUGCACUAAAAGGUCUUGGUGAAUGCCAUUUAAUGCUAGCAAAAGGGGCACUUGCAGAUUUCCUGGAUGCUAAGGCAGUGGAUGCCAUAGAAAAAGGGCUUGAAUACUUGACAAGGGCAAUUCAGCAGCAGCCAGAUCUUGUAUGUCUAUGGAAACUUCUUGGAGAUGCCUGUACCUGUCUUCAUGCAGUGUCACCAGCUAAGGUCAAAAUUAAUGUCCUGGGUGCCCUUGUUGGGCAGAAUGAAGGCCAUAAAGUGAUCAUUAAAUCAGAAGCCUUAGAGAUAGGAGCAAGGUGUUAUGGGCGAGCAUUGAAGAUUCAACCGUCUGCAAAUAUCUGGUGUGAUCUUGGCAUAAAUUAUUAUUACCAAGGUCAAAAUCUAAUGAGCUCUGACAGCCAAGGAAGUCAAACAAGUCAUUUAUUGGAAAGAUCUGUGCAGGUAUGUUUGUGCUGGCUGCAGGAAUAA
Messenger RNA from Staurois parvus, 2454 nucleotides. NCBI's taxonomy places the organism in Eukaryota, Metazoa, Chordata, Amphibia, Anura, Ranidae. The record is from the annotation of a GenBank genome assembly.